Messenger RNA from Ostreococcus tauri, 1743 nucleotides. RefSeq names its product Peptidase C48, SUMO/Sentrin/Ubl1. Gene Ontology annotation, molecular function: deSUMOylase activity. Bases 1 to 1743 code for a protein of 580 amino acids. The record is from RefSeq and is a predicted model, not a curated record. Gene Ontology annotation, cellular component: nucleus. The transcript has a single exon. NCBI's taxonomy places the organism in Eukaryota, Viridiplantae, Chlorophyta, Mamiellophyceae, Mamiellales, Bathycoccaceae. Gene Ontology annotation, biological process: protein desumoylation.
AUGGUGCUCUCGCACCGCUCGCACGACGAGAACACGCCCACGAGCGAUCGCGCGGGCGUCCGCGACGACAUCUUAUUUCGCUCGAAGCUUCACGCCACCCCGAGGUCUAAGCUCUUCGCCGACCCUCCGAGCGCGCCCCGGGCGAGCGGCACGCUCGGGGCGGCGCCAGAGAGGGAGUUAUCUACGCUCGAACGUUGUGAGCGCGACCACGGACGCGUGGGGGUGGGACGGGACGAGAUCGAUCACUUGACGCCGGUGCUCGCGCCGGGCGGCGCGCUGGACCGAGGUUCUCCUUGGAGCGAACGCGCGGCGUACGCGAGAGCGCAUCCGUACGCGAUCCCGCCAAGGCGCUUGGGGCCGUUCGAGGACGUUGCGGGGGUGAGCGGGCGAAGCAGAGCGCUGGAGAGGUCGAAGACAAUCACGGACGACGGACGAGAGGCGAGGCGAGAGGCGCGCGAGUCGGCGUGGAGACGAGCGAGCGCCGUGGGGACGCCCAGAGCGGCUGGGAGCGGAGCGAUCGUGUAUAGAGGAUACGGUGGAUCGACCAUGGGAGGGGCGCCGAGCGGACUCAUGGACACGGAUGGUGAGAGAGGAUAUGGCGGCGCGGCGACAUUCAAGAGAUUCGGGGCGGUAAACAUCUUUGGACACGCGCUGAAGAAGUACGUGAGCAGCGUGAAAAAGUGGGACGAUGCAGGAAGCUUGGAGCGCUUCAAGUCGAUGAUUUCGUCAUUCGAGAACGGCACGAUGGUGGGGCGGGCGCACGCGGAGGCGCUUGAGUGGGAACGUUCAAGGCAGCGCACCGCAUCCCGCGAACCAGUGGAGUCUCUUUCUGCCAAGCAUUCGGCGACGAUACGGGACAUGCAAGAGAGUCUAAGGCUUAGACGGGAAAAUCUUCGUCAAGUUCUCUCGUCCUCCACCGCGAGCGCUCUAGACGAACAGUUGGAGCGCUUGACCGUGGAAGCACAGGAGGCCAAGGUGAAGCGACUUCGCGAAAAGGCCGCUAGAAAGUUUCUCAAGCCUCUCACCGCGACCCAACUCGAGGCUGUGAAAGAUGCGUUGCGCGCUCCAUCGAGUAAAAUCCUAGCGAAGGCCUCGUUUGUUGGUCAGGGCGCCCUGGAGGCGACAGGAAAAGACAUCGCCACCCUGAAAAAGGGGACAUGGUUAAACGACGAGGUGGCAAAUUUCGCCAUUGGCAUGCUCUCGCGUCGCGUGAUGGAGAGCAGGUCCGAGGGCGAGACGCAGCCCAGAGCGCACUUUUUUAGCACCUUUUUCAUCAACAAGCUGUACCAAGACAGCGGGCGGUACGAGUAUUCAAACGUGCGACGAUGGACGCUUCCAAAACGGCUCAAGUACGACGUCUUGCGCUGCGAGAAGAUUUACGUUCCCGUACACCAAGCCGUACACUGGGUGCUAGCCGAGAUAGAUGUUCGCGAGAAACGAAUAAGUUAUUACGAUUCACUGCUCGGCGAGUCCGCGGUGACUGUGAAGAACCUCAAGCGUUGGAUUUGCGACGAGGCGAAGAACAAGCUCGACGAGGAAUGGGACCCGGACGAGUGGGAGGAGUGCUACCCGAAAUCGAUCCCUCUGCAGAAGAAUGGAUGCGAUUGCGGUGUAUUCAUGAUCAAGUACGCAGAGUACCUCUCCUCCGACGCCGAGCUCGCAUUUUCGCAGAAGCACAUGGACUACUUCCGCGACAGGCUCGUCUCUGACAUUCUCGACGUCGGCGUCGACGACGACGCGUGA